Molecule: messenger RNA, 3045 nt
Organism: Etheostoma cragini (Arkansas darter)
Lineage: Eukaryota; Metazoa; Chordata; Actinopteri; Perciformes; Percidae
Product: sodium/potassium/calcium exchanger 1-like
Exons: 12
Coding region: 461-2773 (770 amino acids)
Biological process (GO): intracellular calcium ion homeostasis; long-term synaptic potentiation; long-term synaptic depression
Cellular component (GO): membrane
Molecular function (GO): calcium, potassium:sodium antiporter activity; calcium channel activity
Source: RefSeq, a predicted model, not a curated record
GAAUCUAAUUAUUCUCCAUCCAGCAGGCACCGAGCUCACAGCCGCCGCAGAGGUUUCACCUCAAACUGGCAGCUGCGACCAGCACAACACUCUGAAUGUUGGUAUAUUGAUACAGCGUUAUAUGUGAAAGGGAAGAUGAAAAGUGUUCGGUUUCUAAUCCUCUUAGCAGCAUUAUGCUGAGCUUUGUUCAAGCCCUGACAUGCGCUGCGCCCUUGUAGCUCUCCAAAACCCGGAGUCAGCAUCUCUGCGCCCGUUACGCACAGCUGGACGGACUGUCCGCAGCCGGAGCUACAGUCCUUCCACAGGUUGAAGCUGCCCGCUGUAUAAGAUGAAACGCACUCUGUGUACGGGUGUGAGUCUCCUCCCCGCCAGCGGAGUCUUCUCGCCACAUAUCGGAGCUGUACUUAUCAAGGAAUAGCCAUGCAUCUGGCAUAACUUCCCGUUUGGAGUCAAGAGCGCGAUGGCAAUGCACAAGCACUUGCCUCACAGGAGGAGACUCAAGAGCAGUCGCGUCCUCUUCCUCGUCUCAGGUGUGCUGCUGUGUUUGGUCUACACGCUGACUCUAAAGGCCAGGCUGUCAGAGCCACGAGCCUCCCCCCAGACGUAUGACGCUCUCGGAGCAGAGGCGGGUGAUGUAAAGGUCCACAUUCGGGAGGUGAUAGCAUCCAAUGAGACGGAGGAGGAGGUUGUCUCACCUGAGAGCACCACACCUCCACUGGUGAUGAUCGUCAACAGGACAGACAUUGAACAGUGUAUCUAUGUAGAUCCUCAGCCCCCCAAACCUCCUCCACCGCCACCAACAACCGCUGCUCCCCCUCAGAGGAAGGGCGAUUACCCAGAGGACAUCUUCUCAGUGGAGCAGCGGCAGCAGGGAUGGGUGGCCCUGCACGUCCUCGGCAUGAUCUACAUGUUUGUGGCACUGGCCAUUGUCUGCGAUGAGUUCUUUGUUCCCGGGCUUGAGGUCAUCACCACCAAGCUCCAGAUCUCGGACGACGUGGCCGGGGCCACCUUCAUGGCGGCCGGAGGCUCCGCCCCGGAGCUUUUCACCUCCUUGAUCGGAGUCUUCAUCUCCCACAGCAACGUGGGCAUUGGCACCAUCGUGGGCUCGGCCGUCUUUAACAUCCUGUUUGUGAUCGGCAUGUGCGCCGUCUUCUCCCGGGAAAUGCUGCACCUGACCUGGUGGCCGCUCUUCAGAGACGUCACCUUCUACAUCCUGGACCUGAUGAUGCUGAUCGUCUUCUUCCUGGACAACAUGAUCCUGUGGUGGGAGAGCAUGAUGCUGGUGCUGGCCUACGUCAGCUACGUCAGCUUCAUGAAGUUCAACAGUCAGAUUGAGCAUGUGGUCAAGAGCCAGAUUAACAAGCACAUGAGUAUCGUCAAGGUGUGGACUGCAGAGGAGCCGGAAAAGGAUAGUGAACCUCCACCAGCACCACCUCCUGCUGCUCCCUCUGCUCCUGCUGCUCCUCUUCCUCCUCCUCCUGCACCAAAAGCUAAAGAUAAAUCCAAAGGAGAACCUGAACCGCCUCAGAGCUUACUUCAGGCCAUCAAACCGUCAUCCGAGCCACAAGAGGACAGAACAAGACUCAAAGUGCGUCCCAUGCUGCAGCGAGGCGGCAGCUCGGCGUCCCUCCACAACACCUCGCUGAGGAGCACCAUCUUCCAGCUGAUGAUCCACACGCUGGACCCUCUGGGAGAAGAGGCAGCCCUUAGAGGGGCCAUGAAAACCCCCGGCCCGAGGAAAGGCAGAAGAGAGACAUCCUUUAAUGGUGAUGUCAGAGGGGAAGGGUCAGUACAGAGGAAAGCAAAGAACAAAGUAAAGCCUCUGAACUUCCCAGUCACGGGCAAAUUACAGAGCAAGUCAUAUCACCGCCCCUCUGAAGAUGGUGAUUCCGAGCCAGCUGAGGCCAGUGUUGCCGGGGCGCCAGCGGCCGCUGGAGCCGAGCCGUCCACCUCCCAGCCGCAGAAGACAGCAGAGACGAGCGAGAAGACGGCCGACCAGCCAGACGAGUCAAAGGCGGCAGCGGGGGGUUCAGAGGGCUCAGAGUCCAGCGAUGAAGACGAGAGCAGCGGUGAGGAAAGCCUAGACUCCGGUGAGAGUGAAGGUGAUGACGAUGAAAGCCAGGAGGAAGAGGAAAAGGAGGAAGAAGAGGAGAGUGAACCAUUGUCUUUAGAGUGGCCUGAAACCAGACGCAAGCAGGCCACUUAUCUGCUCCUGCUGCCCAUCGUGUUCCCGCUGUGGCUCACGCUGCCGGAUGUCCGCAACAAGGCGUCCCGACGGUAUUUUGUCAUCUCCUUUAUCGGCUCCAUCCUGUGGAUCGGAGUGUUCUCCUACCUGAUGGUGUGGUGGGCUCAUCAGGUGGGUGAGACUAUUGGCAUCUCAGAGGAAAUCAUGGGCCUGACCAUCCUGGCGGCCGGGACGUCCAUCCCUGACCUGAUUACCAGCGUGAUCGUGGCCCGCAAAGGUCUGGGGGACAUGGCCGUGUCCAGCUCGGUGGGCAGCAACAUCUUCGACAUCACUAUAGGCCUGCCGGUCCCGUGGCUCAUAUACACGUCGUUACACAACGGCGAGCCGGUUACGGUCAGCUCCAACGGCCUGUUCUGCGCCAUUGUGCUGCUCUUCCUCAUGCUCCUCUUCGUCAUCAUCUCCAUCGCCGUCUGCCGCUGGAAGAUGAGCCGAAUGUUGGGCUUCACCAUGUUCGUACUGUACUUUGUGUUCCUCGUGCUCAGCGUCCUGCUGGAGGAUCGCGUCCUCACCUGCCCCGUUUCCAUCUGAGCCGACGGGCCUCGCAGCACGCGGACGCUCAGACGGGAUCCGUCCUGUCUGCAGGAUGCGUUAGGUAGAAAAACCAAGCCUGGUGUCCAAAGGCUGAACUGGAGCACACUAGGGGUGUCCCCGACUAAGAGUUUUCAUAGAUCAGAAUUGUUAGGUCUUGGAUAUCGUCGAUCAUUUUCGCCGUUUCAGCUCAACCAGAAAAGAAGUAGUAGCAAAUAUCUCACUAUCACGAUCCACAUUCAUAUUUAGACGCAACAGAUGAUAUCCAGCUA